Messenger RNA from Salmo salar (Atlantic salmon), 2434 nucleotides. RefSeq names its product protein unc-93 homolog A. Lineage: Eukaryota; Metazoa; Chordata; Actinopteri; Salmoniformes; Salmonidae. The record is from RefSeq and is a predicted model, not a curated record.
CAUCCAGUGGAGUUGUAAUCUGGAAUAUACUUUUCUCAUAGAGCCAAACCUUUAAGGUAUUCACAUUGCAGACAUGAUAGACCGAAAUAUGAAAAAUGUUCUGGUGGUAUCCAUUGGAUUUUUAUCUCUGUUCACAGCGUAUGGAGGACUUCAGAGUUUACAGAGCAGUCUGAAUGCCGAGGAUGGGAUGGGGGUGACAUCUCUCAGUGUUAUCUAUGCCUCCAUCAUCCUGUCAUCCAUGUUCCUAACACCCAUUCUCAUCAAAAACCUGGGCUGCAAAUGGACUAUUGUUGUCGGCAUGGGCUGCUAUGUGACCUAUUCAAUUGGGAACCUCUAUCCAGGAUGGUACACUCUGAUCCCCACCUCGGUGAUCCUGGGAAUGGGAGGUUCUCCACUAUGGUCAGCCAAGUGUACCCUUCUCACCAUCUGCGGCAACCUGCAGGCCCCUAAAGAAAACAAGGCAGCAGCGGAUGUUAUCAAUAAGUACUUUGGCAUAUUUUUCUUGAUAUUUCAGUCUUCGGCUGUAUGGGGAAACCUCAUGUCGUCGUUGAUAUUUGGUUCAGAUACAGAUAUACCUGACAUCUCUGAGGAAGAUCUACAAUAUUGUGGUGCAGGUGUGUGCGUUGAUAUCAAUGUAAACUCUACGACCACAAGACCAGCACAAGAAUUGGUCUGGACACUAGUCGGCUGCUAUAUUGGGGUGGGUGUGCUGGCCAUGAUCAUAGUGGCAGUAUUUCUGGAUAACAUAGACAGAGAUCAGGCUCAGGAGUUCCGAGGCAACAGGGAACCAUUCUGGAGCACCUUCCUGGCCACGUUUACACUCCUGAAAGACAAGAGACUCAUCAUUCUCAUCCCUUUGUCCAUGUACAGUGGCUUUGAGCAGAGUUUCCUCUCCGGUGAAUACACAAAGAACUAUGUGACCUGUUCUUUAGGAAUCCAUUAUGUUGGAUAUGCGAUGAUAUGUUUUGGAGCCACAAAUUCGUUAUGUUCCUUUAUGUUUGGGAGGUUGGCAGAAUACACUGGAAGAGCCCCACUGUUUUGCUUGGCUGCGGCGAUCAACUUUGCCUGUAUCAUGGCCCUGUUGUUCUGGAGGCCUCACCCAGAUCAGCUGCCUGUGUUUUUUGUGUUUCCUGCUCUCUGGGGCAUGGCAGAUGCGGUAUGGCAGGCACAAACCAACUCACUGUAUGGGGUUCUCUUCCCCAGACAAAAAGAGGCAGCGUUUGCUAACUGCUGUAUGUGGGAGUCCCUGGGGUUCGUGAUAGCCUUUGCCUACAGUACCUUCAUCUGUCUGGACACCAAGAUCUACAUCCUCCUUGGAGUUCUGAUCCUCUCCAUGGUUACCUGUUUGUGGGCAGAGUACCAAGAACACAAGAAUCCUACACUUCCGGUGGAGGAGGGAGUAUAUGACAAAGACUAUAAAAAAGACACAGACCAAUACACAGACUACUCAAAAAACAUACAUCACAUAAUUGCUCAGACCAGCUUGUAGACAAUACGUGGAUUUGAUAUGUAGACUUAUACAACAGAAGGUGAUUGGAAAACACGUUGAUCACACGACUACAUGGGCAGAGGAAACCGAAAAGGGCAAGGCAUGGCUGAACAGAUGCUAGCAGCGAGAUAGAAGCACGCAGCCCACGUGAAGACUUUCCAGAACUCGAGGCAAGACUCCUUAUUCUCACCACUGCCAUCUACGCCGAGUAAGAACCCUCCUACCAAAUACAGAGCAGUCCAAAAGUGUUCUACCAACCCUGACAUUCUCAAAGCCAUUUUUGAGAAACUGGCCAUCAUUGAAAAAACAACAGAGACCUCCAAAUCAUUAAUCUCUCUCAGCCACUGUGCAGCAACUUCUCAACCAGGUGUCAACCCACAGCGAACAUUUUGUUUUACCAUGGAAGCUGAAAUACAGAAACUGCAACAGGUGAAUCGCCAAAUGCGACAGAAUAUAAUCGAAGUCCAGCGCCACAGCCGGAGAUGGAACCUGAAACUGCAUGGGGUGCCAGAAGAGGACGGGGUUAACUAAAUGACUGAGUUAAUAAGUCGAUUGACAUUUUUACAUUCACCCCGUUUUAUAUCACCAGGUUCGUAAAUGUGAAUACUGGUUCAUCAUAUUGAUCAUAACUAAGCUCAGGAUCCCUUAUUAGCUACCUAGCUUACUAGUUCAACAUAUCACUACGCUGUAUUUGUCUUAUUUUAAUUGUAUUUUUGUCAAGUUAUGCAACGUUUUGAAUUCAAUGCACUAAACACUAUCUCUAAAUGCCAGUGGUUUACCCCCCCCCCCUUUGUUCAGGGACACAUUAUUCAAUUUCUGUUAGUCACAUGUCUGUGGAACUUGUUCAGUUUAUGUCUCAGUUGUUGAAUCUUGUUAUGUUCAUACAAAUAUUUACACCUGUUAAGUUUGCUGAAAAUAAAAGCAGUUGAAGAAGUAAAUCAUGAA